Molecule: messenger RNA, 1514 nt
Organism: Lampris incognitus (smalleye Pacific opah)
Lineage: Eukaryota; Metazoa; Chordata; Actinopteri; Lampriformes; Lampridae
Gene: ddit4
Product: DNA-damage-inducible transcript 4
Exons: 3
Coding region: 183-863 (226 amino acids)
Biological process (GO): response to hypoxia; negative regulation of TOR signaling; apoptotic process
Cellular component (GO): cytoplasm
Molecular function (GO): 14-3-3 protein binding
Source: RefSeq, a predicted model, not a curated record
GCACGUAAUGCUGCAGAGCCGAUGGGUGAAAGACAGCAACAGGGGAAGACCGGUCCUCACCAAUGGUCUUUUUCAACAAACAACAAAACUACCAACUCAGAUUCAUCCUCGACGACAGAUCCCGGCCUUAAAAACUGCUAGCCGACCACGAAGCAGCUGAUAAAGAAAGCAAGAGGACAAGCAUGCCCACUCUCCCUGAAGCUGGUGAUAUGGGCAGUUUACCCCCCUCUCCAGUGGACGGCUCUCUGAGGAGGCUGUCCUGGGGCAAACUGGUGCAGAGAUUGACUGAUUUCAGUGCAGGAGUAAACAGCAGCAGCAUCGAGUCCAGCUCUAACAAUGGCAGUAGGAGUGAUCUCUCCGAGUCAGGGUCAGAUGUCUCAAGCGAUGUCUCCCCGUCGGAGUACCUCUUCUACGAUCCAAUGGAGGAGACCAUAUUAAAAGAGGUGGUGGAUCUCAUUGCCCGGAGCCUGAGGGAAGCGAAGGAGUCAGGUUGCGCUUUGAAAUGUACGAAACUUCUCAUCCCGGAGAAACUUCUGGAGCACAUAGGACGUGAACUCCUUCAUCUGGCAGCCAGUGAGCCCUGUGGCUUAAGAGGGGCCCUUAUUGACCUCUGCGUGGAGCAAGGGGCCCUUUGCGAGAGUUUGGAGCAGAUCUCUGUGGACCCUUACCUCGUCCCUACCUUUCAGCUCACGCUGGUGUUAAGGAUAGAGUCCAGCGGACUGUGGCCCAAAAUCCAAGAACUGUUUAGCUCCAAGUCCCCAUCCACUCCAGUCGUGAGAACGGCCGUUCGACUCAGCACUGGCUUUAGAGUAAUCAAGAAAAAACUGUACAGUUCAGAAGAAUCUGUCAUUGAAGAAUGCUGAGAGUUUUAAGAGACAUGCUUCAAGGGACUGGUCUUUCAGCAUUAUAUUGUAAACCAUCUAAAAUGCCCAUUUAAGCUUACUAAAGGACCUUAUUGUAAUAAAGUGUACGUUGCCUUCUUACCUGUAAGAAUGGAUUUGUAACAAUUAUGUACCCUCUUUGCUACUGUAAGGGAGCCACAAAUCACAGUAUUUGGAUCAAACAGUGCUGAAAACAUUCUGCUUCUCAUCAUCAUGCAGUUAAAACAAAUAUAAACCACUGUAUCUGAUAAAUAGGCAUUUUUCAAGUAUUAAUUUGAAUGUGUACCUCAGUUUCUAUUGAAACCAUACAAUGGCAGCUAGUUAUAUGGUAAUGUAAUCAUUUGAUUGUCAUCGAGACCAUUGCUAUCCUUCUCUUGUUCUUUCCGUUUCACACAGCAAGUAUUUGUACACGAAGGAGGACCAUUAGGGGCCUUAGCGACUGCUUGGAGUUAAGUGCAAAGGUUACAGUACUUGCUUUAAUGCAAGCAGAAAUCUAAUGUAACCCGAUUCUUUUUCCAGUGUAGACACGUCCAUGUCCAGCUCUCAGUUAUUUAUUUGAUAUUCAAAUAUUCACAGCAUUGCACCGUUUUUGUACUUUCCAUGUUUUCAAAAUAAAUUAUUUUUUACAAAUGA